CAGCCCAAUACGGCCAGGGCGAACAACUUUCCCCUCUCGUUUUCACAUUAAAGAAUCUCAUUUCUCACCCUCUUCAACCGUCUAAACACCUCACAUCUUCCUCAACCCACCUCACCUCACCGACUAGCCCGCAACCUCGAUCUCAACCUCAACCUCCACCCUCGCAUCGCAACCCCAAAAGAACCACCACAAUGGCCUCAACCGACGACCUCAAGACCCACGCGGCCUCAACGCAAGAUUUCUACGCCCUCCUCGACAUCUCGCCCGCCGCAGCGGAGACAGAAAUCCGACGCGCCUACCGGCGAACCGCACUAAAAUACCACCCGGACAAGAUCGCGAACCCGACGCCCGCGGACAUCGACAAGUUCCAUCUCCUCCAGAUCGCGUACGAUGUGCUCUCGGAGCCGUCGAUCCGGCAACUCUACGACAAUGCGCGGGAGGCGCGGCAGCGCAAGCAGCGCGAGCGGGACAUGAUGGAUGCCGCGAAGAGGAAGAUGAGGGAGGAUUUGGAGGCGAGGGAGCGCGCGGGGGCUGCGGGGCCAGGUGGGCAGAGGGGCGUGAAGAGGUCGUUUGGGAUGGCGGGGUCGAGUGUGGAUGACGAUGCGGAGGAGAAGUUGCAGCGCGAGAUUGAUCGGAUUGCGGAGGAUGGGAGACGGAGGAGACGCGAAAUGGAGGAGAAGCUGAAAAGGGAGGCGGAGGAUGAGGAGAGGGUUAUAAAGGAGGAAGAGGAGGCUGCGCAGCGGAAGGAUGAGGGGAGCAGUGAACGCGUCGAUCGGUCAAAGGAGGGCGGCGCAAAUGUGCCGGAGCUGGAGCGAGGGGUGAAGGUGCGCUGGGUGCGUGAGGGUCGAGGUCUAGAGCUGGAUCAAGAGGGCUUGACGUCGCUGUUCGCUCCGUUCGGCAGGAUCGAGAAUGUCCUCAUGCUCAAGGACAAGCGACAGCGUCUGGGGGAGAAGCGGGAGAAGAAGACUGUCGCAACGGGGGUGGUGAUUUUCGCGUCGAUUGUCAGCGCGCAUGCGGCCGUGCUGGACAGCGAGAAGAAGAGACGUCACGGUGUCGGCCAGCCUGAUAGCGUCUGGAGCUUCAUUGACUCGGUCAACUGGGCCUCUGGCAACGCGCCAGAUCUAGGCACGAGCGAGAGUCGCACUGCCUCUGACGCAAACCAAAAUGGAGCGCCUCCAUCUUCUAAACCGACAUCUUCAAAUGCGCCUCCCAAACCCAGCUUCAGUUUCGCAGGCCUCAACACCAAUAGCGCCGGAAAGAAGCCCGGCGUACCGUCAUUUUCCUCCUUCCCUGGUAAGGCAGCAGCAAACUCAGCGAAGCCAGCCUCCGAUCCCAAUCCUGCAACUAACGGGCAAAAUACUCCGAGCUUCGAAGAAGUGACGUUGAUGCGGUUGAAGACGGCGCAACGGGAGAAGGAGCGAAAGGCACUUGAGGAGCAGCUCAGAAAAGAGGAUGAAGAGGCCGAUGCAGCAGAGGCAGCGGCUGCCGCAGGUCAGAGGUGAUUGAAACCAUCACCUUUGACGUGUAAAACGGUUGGACUCGAGUCCAAAGCUUGGAUUUAACCAUCCGGCGUUACUUCCUGACAUUUGUAUAAGAUAACCACUAUUAGAAUAUAUGAUACCCAUGAAAUUCAUUGUCUG
Aspergillus steynii IBT 23096 is the source of this 1640-nucleotide messenger RNA. RefSeq names its product putative cell cycle control protein (Cwf23). The transcript has a single exon. Gene Ontology annotation, molecular function: nucleic acid binding. Bases 192 to 1502 code for a protein of 436 amino acids. Gene Ontology annotation, biological process: spliceosomal complex disassembly. The record is from RefSeq and is a predicted model, not a curated record. Lineage: Eukaryota; Fungi; Ascomycota; Eurotiomycetes; Eurotiales; Aspergillaceae. Gene Ontology annotation, cellular component: spliceosomal complex.